UCCACGCCCGGCCUGAGCUCGCCGGGCUCCGGGCUCCGGGCUCGCGUUCAAGCCUCGCCCAGAGCAAGCUGCUGCGGAGCCGCCCGGUACGGGGCUCGGUCUGGUUGGGAAUGACAAUUGAAUCCGUGUGGAUGUUCGCAUCUUUCUUAUAAUUGAACUUAACUUUGUACUUGUUAAACUUCAGGCCUGAAUUUAAGCUUGGAUCACAUUUCACGUUAUAGUUGUUAAAUUUCACUCUUCCCCCAUUGCCAGACCUGUCUUCCUGUUUAAUUAUGUUCACUUUCAUCUUAAAUUUCAUGGAACAUUACAGCACAGAACAGGCCCUUUGGAACAUUAACUCAAUGUUGACACCCAUGUUUCUGUAGGAAUUGGUUAACAAACCCCUGUCUCACCCGCACCAUGGCCCUGUUGCCUCGGAAGAAGAGGUGUAAAGGUAUACCAACCUCUACUGUAUCCCAAGACCAUUUGGGCAGAAACAGUCCAGUUGGUGAGGUCAAGUUUGGUGAAGUUGGUAUAUUUUUGGUGGAGAGGAGAAUGGGGUCAAGCAGGAGAAGAUUCCUCACAGAGCUUGCUCGGAAAAAGGGGUUUCGAGUGGAAGAGCAGAUGAGUGAGUCAGUUACUCAUGUUGUGUCAGAGAACAACACUGGCAAAGAGGUGUUGGACUUGCUGGAGAAGCGGAAUGGAAUUAGCAGAACUGGAUUCACUGCAGCCUUGGUAGAUAUCGCGUGGUUCACUGAGAGUAUGGGGGCAGGUAGACCCCUGGAAGUGGAAAGUCGGCAUCAACUUCAGAUCGUUCUCACUCCUCAUGGAUCCAUAGCUGGUGUCUUUAGCAGAGGAAAGAAAAAGUCUGUUGGUGAAGGAAGGAAUCAGAUAUAUUCAGGAGUAGUAUUUCUCCAUGUGACAAGAGAAGCUGUUGCAGUCACUGAGGUGUCUAUUUCAUCAUAUGCCUGUCAAAGAAGGACGGUGCUAAAGAAUAAAAACAGAUUGUUUACGGAAGCAUUGAAGGUACUGGCUGAAGCUGCAGAGCUGAAUGAGAGUGAAGGGCGGUACUUGGCAUUCUCAAAAGCGUCUUCGAUUCUAAAGUCUUUGCCAUACACUGUGACCAAAAUGGAGGACCUCCAAGGGAUUCCCAGUCUUGGGGUCCAUUCCAGGAAGGUGAUUAAGGAAAUCCUAGAAGAUGGAACUUGUAGUGAAGUUGAGAAUAUACUCCAGAAUGAGAGAUAUCAAACUCUAAAGCGGUUCACCAGUAUUUUCGGUGUUGGUGUGAAGACAGCUGAUAAGUGGUACAGAGAGGGUCUUCGAACUCUAGAUGAACUGAGAGCAUCAAACGUAAAACUUACAAGGGAACAGGAAGCAGGUCUUUUAUAUCAUAAUGACCUCAGUGCACCAGUUACAAGGACGGAGGCAGAUUUGAUCAAGCAAAUUGUGGAAAGGGCUGUGCACAAAUUUCUACCUGCUACAGUUGUAACGUUAACUGGUGGCUUUCGAAGGGAGAAGGAGUUUGGCCAUGACGUUGACCUUCUCAUAACGCAUCCAGAGGAAGGCAAAGAAGAGGGGCUUAUUUGCCAAGUGAUUAAUUGGAUGACCACCGAGGGUCUAAUAUUGUACGGUGACAUCACAGGCAACAGUUACAAAGGGAGAAGCAAGGAUCCUGGGAUUUUUGAUCACUUUGAAAAAUGUCUUUCUAUCUUCAAACUGAAGAAGGAGUUGGUUAAUAAUUUAGAAUCUGAGAAAUUGAGCCAUUGUGACUCUUUGGCUGGAGACAAGACUCGGGGAAUUGACCUUGCUGAUCACACAGAGGCUGCUCAACAGGUGACUGUGGCUGCAGCAGGCAGUAAAGACUGGAAGGCUGUGAGAGUGGACCUGGUCAUUGCCCCCUACAGCCAGUAUGCUUAUGCCUUGUUGGGAUGGACAGGUUCACGACUCUUUGAACGAGACCUACGCAGAUACGCCAAGCAUUCAAAGAACAUGAGUCUGAGCAGCCAUUCUUUGUUUGACAAUGAGCAGAAUAUAUUUUUGCCAGCUGCCACAGAAGAAGGAAUCUUUGCACAUCUAGGGCUGGAGUAUAUACCACCUCGUGAGAGGAAUGCUUGAUUGGCUGAGCUCAUGCUAUAGGAAUACCCAGAGCACCUCGGGGAACGGCUUUGGGCAUAACGUUUGUAGCAUUUUUGUCACUUUAUAUUGGGUAAAAGGUGGACAUUUGCCCAUGAUUGGUUCCAUACUGUAAGCUGUUGAAUUUGUAAUUAGUAACUUGAUGGUACAGAUGCAUCAGCAUCUUGGAUGUGCUUUCUGUCUGAUGCAUAUGUGGAUGUGUAUCAGUGGUUGAGUGGGAUCACUGUCACUGGUGACUCUCUGGAUUCAAGCCCAACUCAAAAAAAUGGGCACGUAAUCUAGGCUGACAUUGAGCGAUCAUUGCACGGUAAGAGGUGCUGUUAAUUCGAGAUCGUAUAUCAUCUGAAGUGUAUGUAAAAUAUCCCAUGCUGCUAUAGUAGCAAACAGGAACAAUCUUCUCAGGGUCGUGGCCUUUUAAACUUUUCUAAUUAAAUGGAAUAAAAAU
This is a messenger RNA of Pristis pectinata (smalltooth sawfish), 2557 nucleotides long. It is a transcript of the gene polm, whose product is annotated as polymerase (DNA directed), mu. The transcript has 13 exons. Lineage: Eukaryota; Metazoa; Chordata; Chondrichthyes; Rhinopristiformes; Pristidae. The record is from RefSeq and is a predicted model, not a curated record. Gene Ontology annotation, biological process: double-strand break repair via nonhomologous end joining. Gene Ontology annotation, molecular function: DNA binding; DNA-directed DNA polymerase activity. Gene Ontology annotation, cellular component: nucleus. The coding region runs from base 400 to 2094 and encodes 564 amino acids.